AUGCCCCAGCCUGAUGAGUCCCAGAACUAUGAAGACGGUGGAGAUUACGAGGAAGGUUACUACGAGGAAAAUGAAGGGGGAUACCAUGAUCACGAAGCUGAGGAUCCUGCGAUCCCAGAAGAAGAAGUAGACCCCAACCAGGAGGACCCGAAGGUGAUUAAACUGAGACAACAUGUCCUUGAUCAAGAGGCCAGGAUAGCUGAACAGAAAGAAGCCACUCGCCAGAUGCAAGAAUCCCUCCUGCCCCUGCAAGCUUUCAUUGUUGCCCAAGGGUUGGCAGCCAACCCUUCAGUUGUUCUUCCUCCAGGAACACGUCCAUCUGCCCCGCCAGUUAGGGCCAACGUGCCCGAAAACACGAGGUUGAUCCCUCCUCCGAGACAAGAUCCCGAAGUUGACCCAUCUAACCCAGCUCAAGGAAAAGGGAAAGCCAAAUGGGCUAACCCUGUGGGAAAAGCAAACCCCCAGAGGAAAACUCCUCCCGUUCUGAAAACCAGGGCCAACCUAGGGUCACUCCCUAGGAAAUAG
This is a messenger RNA of Humulus lupulus (European hop), 525 nucleotides long. RefSeq lists its product as uncharacterized. The record is from RefSeq and is a predicted model, not a curated record. The transcript has a single exon. The coding region runs from base 1 to 525 and encodes 174 amino acids. Lineage: Eukaryota; Viridiplantae; Streptophyta; Magnoliopsida; Rosales; Cannabaceae.